This is a messenger RNA of Stylonychia lemnae, 282 nucleotides long. The record is from the annotation of a GenBank genome assembly. Lineage: Eukaryota; Ciliophora; Spirotrichea; Sporadotrichida; Oxytrichidae.
AUGGGUAAGGUAGUUUAAAAAUUACACAAUAUAACAAACACUGAAUGGAACAACAAAGCACUCAGCAGAUUAAGAAAAAAUGAGGUAGAUGAGAUCUACUCCAAUGCUAUUAACUACAUUCUAAUUAAUAAUAAUGCUGUUUAAUACUCUUUCAAGGUCAAAGUAGAUUUGGUUACAAAAUUGUUGAGGACAAUUGAUACCUUUUGUUAAACUGCUAGCUAGAUAAGAUUUGCACAGAAGUCUAGCUUAAUUAUAGAUCGUUAUACUGUAUAAAAUUACUGA